AAGAGAAAUCAACGGCCCUGCUCUGCUUAGGACAAAACUAGAAGAAGAUAUGAUGACGAAGCUGCGAGUAGGGCACCCAAAAAUCGCAGUGACUUCGGAGUAGAAUUUCAGUUCUCUUCGAGUUCUUGGUUUGAGGCGUCACAGGUUUGGAGAGCAACUGGUCAUGAUUCUAAAUGCAUGCGCCAUGCCAUCUGGGUGUGGCUUCAUGAGUUCAAGGUUAUCCAACCCCGUGCCAUGUAGAUCUGUUUUCACAUCCAGUAUCCAUUUGCCUGCUGAAAAUGCACUGUUCAUUAUCAGGAGUUCUUGGGAGCCACAUCAGGAUUUUAAAUCCUCUUCUCCAGUUAGAGGUCUUCAUCCAUUGCACCUUUCUGCUGCAUCAACCUCCCUAUUUAGUGGGGAUCAAGGUGGUAUUCCAUACUUACCAAGGCGUCGAAGAUCUAAUCUGGUUCCCCGGGCAUCAAGGGAUCUUUUUAAGGGUUUCAGCUAUCCUCCAAUGACUAAGAGACCAAGAUGGUGGUGGAGGACUUUAUCAUGCCUCCCCUAUUUAUUGCCUCUUCAUCAGUCAUGGAUGUAUGCCGAGACAGCAUAUAAUCUACAUCCUUUUUUGGAAGCUUUUGAGUCUUGGACCACCCCAUUUCUUGAGGCUGUAGGAAGGUUGCCAAGAUGGUCCUUUCUGGCAUACUUUGUAGUUGGAUAUCUGUUUGUUGUAAGGAGGCAAGAAUGGCCUCACUUCUUUCGAUUUCACGUGGUGAUGGGAUUGUUAUUGGAGAUUGCGCUGCACGUCACGGGGGCUUUGAACCGGGUGACCCCAGGUGCAGUCUACUGGGGCAAGAUUGGAAUGCACUUUUGGACAAUUUUCUUUUUCGGUUUCCUAUUCACUGUCUUGGAGUGCAUGAGGUGUGCUCUCGCCGGUAUGUACGCUGAUGUUCCUUACGUUUGUAAAGCUGCAUAUGUCCAAAUUCCGGUUGAGAAUAAUUAGAUGUGAGCGAAGUAUUUGUGCACUUCAGUUGAAAGUUGGUUCUGUUCCAUUUACCCAUAUGAUUGACAUCCUUUGAUGUUUCCACUGCCAUUUGCCAUGGCUAAGUUUGAUC
Messenger RNA from Rubroshorea leprosula, 1091 nucleotides. The record is from the annotation of a GenBank genome assembly. Lineage: Eukaryota; Viridiplantae; Streptophyta; Magnoliopsida; Malvales; Dipterocarpaceae.